GUUACAGUACUUUUUAUAUUUGGCUUCUUCCCUAAUAAAAUCCUAAUUUCUUAUAUAUGGCCUAUAAUUCUGCUCAUGGAUGCAUAGCAGCCACUCUCUGCAUAUGUUGUAGGAGAAGUGCCAUGUGCUUGCAACACCAUCAGUUCUUCAAUUCUAUGCACAAAUGCCUAAUAUCAGCUGCAAGAAGUUUGCGCGAGACAGUGAAAUCAUCAUUAUUAUCUCAGAAUAUUGAUAAUAAGAAGGUCAACAGCAAUGUGUUUGACCCAAAACAAGAGGUUCAUGAAUUAGCUACUAUGGACUACACUCCUGCAGGGAAGAACCCUCCCAUUCAUAAUUAAAUAUUUAAUUUUCUUUUCUUCCCUUUUCCAUUUUUGGUAGAAGAUCGAAAAAUCGCCAUCCUUGGUGAUAAAUUAAUUAAUUAUAAAGUAAAAACUCAGGUGCAGUCAACUUCACGUGAAGUUGAUAAUAUCUACAAAGUGUAAAUAACUUUCAAUAUAUUAUCCUUUUGAACUUUGUAUAUACUUAGGAAUUAGGAUGUGUACCCGGCUUCUUCCUUAUGCAAAAUAUCAAACUUAUAUUUCUUCCAUCGAGUUCCAUCCACAGAAUAAAUUCAUUUUCAUCUGA
Molecule: messenger RNA, 624 nt
Organism: Arachis ipaensis
Lineage: Eukaryota; Viridiplantae; Streptophyta; Magnoliopsida; Fabales; Fabaceae
Source: RefSeq, a predicted model, not a curated record